GUGUCACUACCAAUUCAAAUAAAAAACAAAACAUAACAUAAUAUUACAUCCAGGUUCAUCUUUCUCUGCUAGGGUUUUGGUUUCUUAAAGCUUUUUCAUGGAAACAACUUCUUCUACUCAGGCCCCACUUCCAACCUCAUCUUCAUCUUCAUCUUCACUUCGAUACUUCCGCUGUAGUUUCUUCAGAGGUUGUUGUCGUUGCUUUUGUUGUUGCUAUACUUAAAAAAAAAAAGAAAUUCAAAAUCAUUUUUUUUUGUUGUUGACAUAUGGAGUUUUCCAAUGCUCAACCGAGUCUCUCGUUGGGGUUUAGUACUCAUAUGUCUUCAGCUCCGGUGACGCCCACGAUGGCCGAUGAGAAUAUGUUUCGCUGUUCGGUGAGUUCUUCUUCUUCUUCUUCUUCUUCUGGAGUCUCUGUUCCGCUUCAGUUGCUUGAUAGGAAGGAUGAGGAGGUUAGGGUUGAAAAUGGGGAGGUGGAGUACGGGGAAGAUGAGAAGUUUAGCAUUUUGGGACACCCUAUGUGUUUGAAGAGGGCGAGAGAUGGGUCGUCGUUCUUACCUAAGAAUCUUCCGAAACGCGUUUUCGUUGAAUCGGGGAUUGGUGGGAGGCGGAAAUCGAUUCCUUGCUGGGGAAACGAAUCAAUGAAGGUUGCGGACCCGGAGAUUCACGAAAUCAUGGAGAAAGAGAGGCAAAGGCAGUUCAGGGGGAUUGAAUUGAUAGCUUCAGAGAAUUUUGUGUGUAAAGCUGUUAUGGAAGCUCUAGGUAGCCAUUUGACGAACAAGUACUCUGAGGGAAUGGCUGGGGCAAGAUUAUACACGGGCAAUCAACAUAUUGAUCAAAUUGAAUUGCUUUGUUGUGAGCGUGCUUUGGCUGCUUUUGAUCUUGAUUCUGAGAAGUGGGGAGUAAAUGUUCAGCCGUAUUCAUGUACCUCUGCAAAUUUUGCGGUAUACACUGGACUUUUGCUCCCUAGUGAUCGGAUUAUGGGGUUAGAUUCACCAUCUGGAGGGCACUUGAGUCAUGGUUAUUAUACUCCAAGUGGGAAGAAAGUCUCGGCUGCUUCCAUAUUCUUUGAAAGUCUCCCUUAUAAAGUUAAUCCACAAACGGGAUAUAUAGAUUAUGACAAGCUCGAGGAGAAAGCACUUGAUUUUCGCCCCAAGAUACUUAUUUGUGGUGGUAGUUCUUAUCCACGGGAGUGGGACUACGCUAGGUUCCGGCGCAUUGCUGAUAAAUGUGGAGCAAUAUUGAUGUGUGAUAUGGCUCAUAUUAGCGGGCUAGUCGCUGCUAAGGAAUGUAUAAGUCCAUUUGAUUACUGUGAUGUUGUCACAUCCACUACACACAAAAGUCUCCGAGGUCCUAGGGGAGGUAUUAUCUUUUAUAGGAAAGGCACAAGAUCCAGAAAGCAUGGAGAGGGUAAUAUCCAUUUUGAUGAGGAUAAGAUAAACUUUGCGGUCUUUCCAGCAUUACAAGGGGGUCCUCACAAUAACCACAUUGCUGCUCUUGCCAUAGCCUUAAAACAAGUUGCUACUCCAGAAUACAAAGCUUAUAUGCAACAGGUGAAGAAAAAUGCAAAGGCCUUAGCAUUUUCUUUGUUAAGAAGAAAAUGCAGGUUGGUGACUGGGGGUACUGACAAUCAUUUGUUGCUCUGGGAUUUGACUUCUCUUGGAUUAGCAGGCAAAAACUAUGAGAAGGUCUGUGAGAUGUGCUACAUCACUCUUAACAAGUGUGCUAUUUUUGGUGAUAGUGGUGCAAUUUCUCCUGGAGGUGUUAGAAUUGGAACUCCUGCAAUGACAUCAAGAGGUUGCUUAGAAGCUGAUUUUGAGACUAUUGCCGACUUUCUUCUAAGAGCAGCUCAGAUUACCUGUAUUGUGCAGAAGGAACAUGGAAUAAUGGCCAAGGAUUUUGUCAAAGGUCUUCAGAACAAUAAGGAUAUCAGUGACCUCCGAAAUCGAGUCGAGACAUUUGCUACUCAAUUUGCAAUGCCGGGAUUUGAUAUUUGAACGCGGUGAAAACUAGGCGGCCUUGCAAUUAUUGGUGAUAUCAACACUAUGCAGCUUUCUGACUUGCCAUCAUCACUUGCAUGGUAACGUUUUCUUGUUACUGUCAUGAAUUCACAUAUCAAACUUACCUUUUUGUAAAUCAUAGGGAAAGGAAUCUAUAUACACCAAAAGAAGAUGUUACUAAAAGAUUUUAUAAUAUCAAACACAUGGACUCUACCUUGCUGACUGUAAAAAUUAUACCUUGUCAUCUACUUCUUUGUGAAGAUGCAAUUAAAUCUGCUCCUUAUCUGUACACAUCUGUAUUUAGUUUGUAAUACUUGGCAGUGCAAGAAAAGUACUAGUAUUUGGAAACCAGUACACUUAUGUUGUUUUUGGUCCUUGCCUAUCCUUUAAUUUGUCUCGUUAUGUUGUUUGUACUUGGAGAUAUAAAUAUGUAGUACCAUUUUGUCUUUUUGAUCUCUGCA
This is a messenger RNA of Cannabis sativa, 2458 nucleotides long. Its product is annotated as serine hydroxymethyltransferase 7. The record is from RefSeq and is a predicted model, not a curated record. Bases 267 to 1994 code for a protein of 575 amino acids. The transcript has 4 exons. NCBI's taxonomy places the organism in Eukaryota, Viridiplantae, Streptophyta, Magnoliopsida, Rosales, Cannabaceae. Gene Ontology annotation, biological process: tetrahydrofolate interconversion; L-serine catabolic process; folic acid metabolic process. Gene Ontology annotation, molecular function: glycine hydroxymethyltransferase activity; cobalt ion binding; pyridoxal phosphate binding. Gene Ontology annotation, cellular component: cytoplasm.